AUGGGCUGGUUUUUCAAGUCGGAAUUCUUUGACUUCGAGUUCCUACGUGUAAUUGGCACUGCUCCCGUUCAAGGUGCUGAAAUAGGAGAGUGCCUUGACGCGGUAUCUCGCAUAAAAGAUGGAGACAUCGACAGCUGGUACGAUACCUGGUUCGAUUUGGCGAGGCAGGCAGAGAGUCUAGGCCAAGACGCUCUCCAAGCCAACGACCGAGAAGCUGCAAGAUGGGCCUUUUUCCGGGCCUCCAACUAUUGGCGGGCCAGCGAAUUUUUCCUCCAUUGCAAUCCCACAGAUCCUCGGAUUGUCAGCACUUUUGAGAAGAGCGUGACGAAUUUUCAGAAUGCAGUUAAACUGCUCGAUGAAGAUGUUCUUCUCCUACAAAUCCCUUACGAGGAUAUCCAACUCCCGGGCUAUCUCUUCCUCCCGGCCCCCCACAAACGGCUGCCCGGAGGCACUCCGUUGCUCAUCCACACCGGCGGGUUUGACUCAAUCGGCGAGGAGCUCUAUUUCUACGUUGCAUCCGGAGCUACGGCUCGAGGGUAUGCGGUGCUGAUCUUUGAUGGCCCCGGACAAGGCGCAGUAUUGCGACGUGAGAAGAAGCAUUUCCGAACGGAUUGGGAGGUUGUGAUCGGCAAAGUCUUAGACUACGUGAUAGAGAGUGUUCUCCCAGGGCCAGCAGUUAGCCACAACAUUCAAAAGGACUCCAUUGCUAUCUUCGGUGCUUCCAUGGGUGGAUAUCUCGCCCUACGAGGAGCGGCCGAUCCUCGGAUCAAGGCCUGUGUCUCCUGCGACGGGUUCUACGACCUGUUCGAUAUCACCCGUACACGCAUGCCCUCGUGGUUUAUCAACGGCUGGGUUAACGGCUAUCUGGGGGACUCCAUCUUCAACUGCGUGGUGGGCCUUUUGUCCCAUCAGAGUUUCCAGCUGGCGUGGGAGUUUGGCCACAGCAUGUGGGUCUACGGCGUGACGACGCCGGCGGAUGUCAUGCGGAAAAUGCAAAGUUUUACCCUCCGACUGCCUGACGGCACAGAAUUCCUCCGGAAGAUCGAAGGGGCCGUUCUGAUUACGGGAGCCACGGGCACCAUGUACUUUGCGCCGGGGCCGAAUGCUGAGCGCCUCUUUGCCAAGUUGGACCAUCUUCCACCGAAUCGGAAGAGCCUUUGGGUGGCUGAAGGAGUGAGCCUAGGUGGUUUACAGGCCAAGAUCGGUGCAAUUGGUAUCAAACAGCAGCGAAUUUUUGCGUGGCUGGACGGGCAAUUGGGAAUUCGCAGAUGA
Messenger RNA from Aspergillus tanneri, 1272 nucleotides. RefSeq names its product alpha/beta hydrolase family protein. The record is from RefSeq and is a predicted model, not a curated record. The transcript has a single exon. The coding region runs from base 1 to 1272 and encodes 423 amino acids. NCBI's taxonomy places the organism in Eukaryota, Fungi, Ascomycota, Eurotiomycetes, Eurotiales, Aspergillaceae.